This is a messenger RNA of Cololabis saira (Pacific saury), 4893 nucleotides long. RefSeq names its product TLC domain containing 1 (gene tlcd1). Gene Ontology annotation, biological process: regulation of membrane lipid distribution; plasma membrane organization; membrane assembly. Bases 348 to 1124 code for a protein of 258 amino acids. The record is from RefSeq and is a predicted model, not a curated record. The transcript is spliced from 4 exons. Lineage: Eukaryota; Metazoa; Chordata; Actinopteri; Beloniformes; Belonidae. Gene Ontology annotation, cellular component: plasma membrane.
CCCCCGCCGCACUGGAAUGAUCCGUCCUGGGAGUUCCCUCCGAGACCUCCCCUCGAGACUCCGGGCGUCGACGAUGUGAGAGGGAAAACAAGCGGCAGUCGAGCAUCACAUUUCCGCUGAUUUAAAGGAGAGAGAGAAAGAAAAAGAAAGAAAAAAAAGAGUGGGGGGAUCAACUGCAGCUGCAGGCGCGUCUUCUCUCCCUGCAGGAUCCGUGCGCAACAGGACAAGAACGCUCCCAUCGCGGCGCGCGUAUCCGUCCAUCGCUGGGGUUAAGGAGCGGCUGCAAAAAGUGUGGAAAAGUUUCCAGUUGUGAAAGAGGACGCAGAGAGGCUCCCAGAGACGGCAGGAUGGAGGCUUUGCUCCCCGUGCUGAAGAGCCACCCGGGCCCCUCGGUCCUGGUGUGCUCCCUGCUCUUCAGGGUGGCGCACCAGCUGCUGCAGAGGCUGCCGGUGCCCAGGCUGGUGGAGCAGGACGCCUUCCGCCUCUGGAAGUGGAGGAACCUCUCCGUGUCCAUGGUGCACUCGCUGCUGACCGGGGCCUGGGCCCUGACCUGUGUGGUGGUUUGGCCAGAGACGCUGAGCAACAUCCACUCGUACCACACGUCGCUGUCCUACCUGCUUGUCUGCGUCUCCACAGGAUACUUUGUGCAAGAUGCCGGUGAUAUAAUCCUGACGGGGCACGCGAGAGGAUCAUGGGAAUUCCUACUCCACCACGCGUUGGUGGUCUGCAGUUUCCUGUACGCCCUGUACACUCAGCUGUACGUAGCCGGUGCUGUGGUCGCCCUCUUCGUGGAGGUCAACAGCGUCACCCUGCACAUGAGGCUGAUGCUGAAGCUGGCGGGCGCUCAGUCGUCCCCCAUGUACCACAUCAACAAGCUGGCCAACCUCUUCACCUACAUCGUGUUUCGUCUGAGCACUCAGUUCUACCUCACCUAUUACAUCACCAACAACUACUCCUGGCUGGACCACGGCGGGUACUUUCUCAUCACCAUGAUCGCCAUGAACGUGAUGAUCCUUAUUUAUUUCUACCGUUUGCUCCGUGCCGACUUCUUCCCCCGGAGUAAGAUCUUCGCGGGACAGAAUGGGACGUAUAACAACAAUUCCAAGAGGUUUCUCAGUGAAUGACAGUAGAAUUUGCUCACAGGACUGUAUUUAUACUUUUUAUUUAAGGUGGGAGUUUACAUAUUUUGUCUUUUUCCAGAUCAUAACUAACAUCAUUCCUACAGACAACAGAUCCUGUUGUUGCAUCUCACUGCCAAAAAAACGACUGCCCUAAAAGUACUUUGUGGAACAACAUUCAGCCAUGUCAGAAACUACUUUUCUUACUGCUAAAUAUGUCACCAUUUCAACUAACGAGUUAAUUCUCAAUGAAACUUACUACAUUUAAAACAGUUUAAUAUAGAACUUUUUAGAUAUUUGAUAGUGAUUUUCAGUAUCACAACAUUAAAAGAUUGUCAUGAAAUGUAUUUAGUAUGCUUCCUGAGGACAGGAUCACAUAAUAUCCGAUUUACCGUAAGGCCGAAGGUAGAACUGGCUUUGAAGCUACAAUGUACUUUUGAAACAUCCACAGAAUGAGACUGUGGACUGUGGACAGUUUGCAUAUAAUCAGCAGGUGUAGAGAUUAUUGCCUUUUUACAUCGUCAGUUGAAGUUGGAUCUGAAGUCAAUGGAGAAAACAGGCCGUUUGAGAUAAACUCACUAAAUGGCUAUUACAGGACUUUUUAUAUGACUCCCAAAUUAAAUGUAGAGGAAAAUGUGAAUUACAGUAUAUCGUGUAUACCUAAUUUAAGGUUCAGGAUUGCAGUGGUAAUAGUUUAACACUUUGGGAAAUCAAUGUAUUUGUGUUAAUCCUAAAUGUCAUCAAAUUUACAUAAUUUGACUUGUGAAAUAGUUAUUGCAAUGUGAGUGGUGUUAAUGACUUUUGUUAGCUUUGGCUUUGUACAGGAGAGGGUUGGUGUUAAAGUAUUUCUCCUAAACGUCAGUAGUAGUGUUUUACCGUUCCAUGGUAUGGUACAACUAGGUUCUUCUGCUUUUCCCACACCAAGUAAUUCUACAUAACUGAUAAAUGGCACUCUUUUUUUGGUACUAAUUCGGUCGAUAUGAAUCAAAACUUAACAGUAACAUAUACACCGAGGACAAGUUUGAUCAAAAAUCACAGAAUAUGAAAGAUCAUUUUUUUUAAAGACAAGAAAAGCUACCAGUAGCAGCUGUUUCAUUUUUCUAAGGAUGUUUCUUGAAACAGUAACGUAAAUCCAUGAACACACAUUUGUCUUCUUGCUAUGGUAAACAAUCACGUUGAGACUGAAGAAAAGCAUUCCUCCUGUAGCGUCUGUGUUUUGUUGUUUAUGUUGCAUCUAUGUCGACGUGGCACUACUUGUAGAGGAAACCGAGAUGCCUAUUACCUGUACUUGGCUGUGUCAAGCUGUACUAUGAGAAACUUUGUUAUGGUAAAACAACAUUCCAAGUGAACUGGAAAACUAUGGCUUUAGGUUAUAGACAUGAGGCGUGGCAAUGAUUUUAUUUAACCCGCAACAUUUUUCUGUUGCUUUAAAAAGGAAGUCAAGCUUCAAUAACCCAUAGGUUAGGAAAUAUUUUACUUUCAUGUCCUAGCAGUUAAGCAACAACCACAAAAAUUGCCCACAAAGGAAAUAGGAAGUGAUGCCCUGUUAGCUCUGUUCAAUGGUAUAAACCACAAACUGACAGACAACAUUAGGCAUGUUAAAUAUGAGAUAGCCUACAGAGAAUGCUCUGGCAACUGCAGCUCCUCGUCUCUGCCUACAUGGAGCUGCUUACUCACUUUAACAGCUACCUUUUAUUAACCUUUGCAGUUAUCAGACUUGAGAGGUGGUCUAACUAUUGACAGUAUAUUUUUAGUUUGUCAUUGUUGAAAAUGGUUUAAUUGUGCAAAUCAUAUAGUGAUGAUUUGUGAGGUUAUUUCAUUUAUCUAAAUUAACUGUUAAAAUUUGACCAGGAUUUCGUUUUCUGCAACCUUAUGAGGCGUGUUUUUAUAAGAGACUAUUAAAUAUGAACAAAACCUUCCUCCCAAUAAUAAUUUCCUGUACUGAUGCACCAGGAUGUUCUGAGCUUUCACUGAUGACACUCACCUAAUCCAGACAACUGCAGGUGUUUUAGUUGGUUAGUUAGUUUAAAAGAGCAUGAAAUUUGUUUAAUAAUACUAGAACUAAUUUUUUUCACAUUUGUACCUCUCAAGGUUUUUCAUCCUAAUAUAAAUGAUUUGACCAUAUGAAUUAAUUCUCACUUCAGUCUCCCUGGGAUAAAAGUUGUUAACCCUGAUGUACCAAUCCAGCUAGCAGCUAUUACCUUAGCUAGCAAAUACACUGUAGCUACUUUUGUACAAAAGAAAGAACAAUUGACCCUUUUUCACAGAAGAGAUAGCUUUAUAAUAUGUUGAGUGAGCUUUGGUGGUGGGUGCAAGUGGUAGAUUUUCAUAUUAACAUUUAUGUUUCUCUUUUUUCAGUCGUGUUGGCGUUUCCUUGCUAUGUUAGCUGGUUACUCGCGUAGAAUAGCCUAAAGCUAGAAUAAUAAAGGUGUUAAAGCUAUCUUUAAAAACGUAUUUUGGCAGUGUAAAACUGUUUAGCUUGUCCAUCAAAACACAUGUAAUAAAUAUUAAAAUACAUAGAUGUGAAAUUGCAACGUUUUAUAAAAUAACCUUAGUGUACAACAUGUUUCCAUUUAUAACAUCUGCAUGGGGAUGAAUGGUUUUACCUGAGGAAUCUUAAACCUUGACCACUUUCCCCUUUUAUGUUGAAAAUCUUUGACCUGAGACUCAGAUUUUAAUAUGUAGAUACAGUACGUAUGCUUGUAUGUAGAAAUGCCCCUUUCCCCUUGUCUCUGUGAAGCCUGCUCUUAGUGGCUGAUGAGAUGCUUGACUGUGACAGAACUGGUACCAAUGGUACUCCUAAAACUACAUUACAGCAUCAUUUAUUGAGCUCUAAUGGUAAUUCUAUUAAAUCUGUUGGGAUCUGAGUCUAAUGGAGAUGUAGCUGGAUCUUUCUGCCAACCGAUAGCUGCUCAUCAGGAACUCUGAUAAAACCUUCAGGCAGCAGCACAAUCAUAAGUGGUUGGACACUGUGUUUCUUAUUUGCUUGUUUCCAAAAAAAAAGAGAAACUUUGACAAAAUUGAUACAUUUUUUAAGAUGUUGAAUCAGAUUGAGACCUGUCUCCACUUCCUGCAGUAUUCAUAAUAAUGGAUGUGUAGCAUUUUGUAAAUGUCCUCAAGUGUGUUCCCCCUUGUGUAUAUAUAUAUAUAUUUUUGAAACAUCUUGACCAUUCUUGAACUUUUCCUGAUAUUUCCUGAUAUAAGUUUUAAAGCCACUCCUAUGAAGAGAGAUUCUGAUCACAUGGGGGCAGAAUAUCGUGAGAAACAUUCACGUGUCAGCCUCUGGCAUAACAGGCAACAAAGUGCACCUCCAGUGGGAUAAAGUGGUAUUACAAGACAUGCCGGACCGUCCCUCCUCGUUAGCACAGUAUUGUGGGUGGCUGUUUUGUCAACACAGUAGUGCUAUAUAACCCCAAGUGGGCAGAAAUUGAUACAUAGGGUGGCUUUAAGGGCUGAUGAUGGCAUUGAUAAAACCUAAUUACAAGUAUAUUUCAUGUUUUAUUUCAGCCGAUGCCAAGUAAAAAUCUAAGCUGAAAACAGAGCUGACAUGGAUCUGGCCUGUUACAGUGCCUUUACCACAGUGCCUUUUGAAAAAAGAUAAUGUGUCAACACUUUUAGAUGUAUACUUGUUAAGUAUAAAAUCAUUUGAAACAAACAUUAAUUCAUUUGACUAUGCUCACAACAAUGUAAAAUAUAUAUUGUAUUAAAGUGUUUUGUAGGAGCCCCGUAUAUCAGAUCAUUGAGUGAGACCAUGAAUAAAAAAUAUUUAAAAUCA